Molecule: messenger RNA, 2371 nt
Organism: Trichomycterus rosablanca
Lineage: Eukaryota; Metazoa; Chordata; Actinopteri; Siluriformes; Trichomycteridae
Gene: p4ha1b
Product: prolyl 4-hydroxylase, alpha polypeptide I b
Exons: 16
Coding region: 212-1903 (563 amino acids)
Biological process (GO): peptidyl-proline hydroxylation to 4-hydroxy-L-proline
Cellular component (GO): endoplasmic reticulum
Molecular function (GO): L-ascorbic acid binding; iron ion binding; procollagen-proline 4-dioxygenase activity
Source: RefSeq, a predicted model, not a curated record
UGCACGUAUCACCGGAUCACCGGCACCAGAUGGCGAGAGGUGGAGCGGAGGCACAAACCGGGGGUUAAAUCACGGCUACCGACUCAAAUCAGGCAUAAACACAGCACAGAGACACGGAGAGGGGAACAGGGACUGGAACUCUUAUAGGAAGAGGCUGAAGUGAUCUGAUUAUUAUUCCAGGACGAGAACACGGAGUGAAUAGGUGAAACGGAUGGCGCUGUGUUGGUUUGUGUUGAGUUGUAUUUUCCAAACUCUUCAUGCUCACAAUGACUUCUUCACAUCCAUCGGUCAGAUGACAGACCUGCUGUACACAGAGAAGGACCUGGUGACGUCACUGAAAGAUUACAUUCGAGCCGAGGAGAACAAAUUGGAGCAGGUUAAACAAUGGGCCGAGAAGCUGGACUCCUUGACAUUAACAGCGAUGGAGGACCCCGAGCGUUUUGUGGGACACCCAGUUAAUGCUUUCAAGCUGAUGAAGAGGCUGGUCACUGAGUGGUCAGACCUCGAGAACCUGGUGCUUAAGGACACCACCGAUGGGUUUAUCUCGAAUUUGACGGUACAGAGGCAAUACUUCCCCACCGACGAAGAUCAGACCGGAGCGGCUAAAGCUUUGCUCAGGCUGCAGGACACGUACCAGCUCUCGGCCAACACCAUCUCCACCGGAGACCUGCCCGGCGUGGUCCACAAGAGCCGGAUGACGGCGGAGGACUGCUUCGAGCUGGGCAAGGUGGCGUACGCGGAGGCGGACUACUACCACACGGAGCUGUGGAUGACCCAGGCGCUCAGACAGCUGGACGAGGGCGAGGACUCCACCGUGGACAAGGUGACGGUCAUGGACUACCUGAACUACGCCAUCUACCAGCAGGGCGAGCUCGACCGGGCGCUGGAGCUCACCAAGAGGAUGCUCAAACUGGAUCCGUCCCACCAGCGGGCCAACGGGAACCUUCGGUACUUCGAGGUCCAGCUGGAGAAGCAGAGGAAGGCCGAGGAGGAGGAGGCGCGGAAGCAGGACGGCGGAGAGAAGGAGAAGAAGCACAUCGAUAAGAGGGACGUGCAGAUGAAGAGAUCCAGAGAUCCGCUGCCCGAGAGGAAGAGAUACGAGCAGCUGUGUCGAGGCCAGGGCAUCAAAAUGACCCGCCGCAGGCAGAGCCGCCUGUUCUGCCGCUACGUCAACAACAACAACAACCCCCGCCUGCUGCUGGCGCCCGUCAAGGUGGAGGACGAGUGGGAUCGGCCGCACAUCGUCCGCUACCAUGAGAUCAUCUCUGAGUACGAGAUCGAGAAGGUCAAGGAGCUCGCCAAGCCCAGGCUCCGGAGGGCCACCAUCUCAAACCCUAUCACAGGCGUGCUCGAGACCGCCCCCUACAGGAUCAGCAAGAGGCGCGCCACAGUGCAUGACCCCAAUACGGGAAAACUCACCACAGCUAACUACAGAGUCUCCAAGAGCGCCUGGCUGCAGGGUUACGAGCACCCAGUGGUUCACAUGAUCAACCAGAGGAUCGAGGAUGUGACGGGUCUGGACAUGCUCACCGCCGAGGAGCUGCAGGUUGCAAAUUACGGAGUCGGAGGGCAGUACGAGCCACAUUUCGAUUUCGGCAGGAAAGACGAGCCGGACGCAUUCAAAGAGCUCGGCACAGGAAACAGAAUCGCUACCUGGCUCUUCUAUAUGAGUGAUGUACCAGCAGGAGGCGCUACAGUCUUCACAGAUGUUGGAGCUGCAAUUUGGCCCAAAAAGGGCACAGCGGUGUUCUGGUAUAACCUGUUCCCCAGCGGUGAGGGCGAUUACAGUACGAGACACGCGGCCUGUCCUGUACUGGUGGGCAACAAGUGGGUGUCGAACAAAUGGAUCCAUGAGAGGGGGCAGGAGUUCCGACGACCCUGCAGCCUCAGCGAGACCGAAUGACCAGCGUUUACUCCUCCUCCUCCUUCAUUCCAUCUUCUAAUCUCCCUCCGCACUGUUUAGUUUAAAUCUCCACACCCUCGACAGUCACUCCACUUCCUCCCACACACUUCACUUUAUUUGCACUUUCGGUCUUAAAGCCAGGACACGACCGCAGGUAUCCGCUGGUCUUCGGCUCGCUCGUAAAAACGGUGCCAGGUCCAUCAUUCAGAGACCCCGAGGAGAAAAUCAGUGCCACUCAUGGAGCUGCACUCAGACCAAAGGAAAUGAUUUUUCUAGCUAAAAUAAGCAGACAGUCUUAAACUAAACUAAAACUCCAGACAUGCUGGUGGUACAGCACACAGAACCGUCACAGAAUCCUGAGGAUAUUUUAUUUAUCGUAAUAGGUCAAGUUUAUUCUGUUGUCAUGUGAAUGUAUUAUAACGUGUGUUUUGUGUUUUCUAUGGAAAUAAAACGAUGUGCUUUAAACGA